Molecule: messenger RNA, 407 nt
Organism: Gavia stellata (red-throated loon)
Lineage: Eukaryota; Metazoa; Chordata; Aves; Gaviiformes; Gaviidae
Gene: NDUFA2
Product: NADH:ubiquinone oxidoreductase subunit A2
Exons: 3
Coding region: 1-306 (101 amino acids)
Source: RefSeq, a predicted model, not a curated record
AUGGCGGCGGCGGCGGCUGUCAGGGGUAUUGGGGGCGGUCUGGGCCGCAGCCUGCGGGAGCUCCGCAUCCACCUGUGCCAGCGCUCCGCGGGCAGCCGCGGCGUCAGAGACUUCAUCGAGCAGCACUAUGUGACCCUGAAAAAGGCAAAUCCCGACUUCCCCAUCCUGAUCCGCGAGUGCUCCGGUGUCCAGCCCAAGCUCUGGGCUCGGUACGAGUUUGGCAAAGAGAAAAGCGUGCCGCUGAACAACCUUACCGUGGACGAAGUGGCCAAGGCCUUGGAGAACAUUGUGAAAAGCAAGGUGUGAAGACAGACAGUAAACAUGCGCGUGCUGAAGACAUGACUGAUGAUCUUUAAUGUAAAACAUGUAUCUUUAACUUAUCAAUCACAUAAAUGCAAUGUGCUUAC